Molecule: messenger RNA, 1605 nt
Organism: Cyclocybe aegerita
Lineage: Eukaryota; Fungi; Basidiomycota; Agaricomycetes; Agaricales; Hemipholiotaceae
Source: the annotation of a GenBank genome assembly
AUGAGCUCUGAAAAAUUCAUGGCUUUUGGGGACGCAAUCGACCUUUCCCACCAUCUCUCGACUUUAUCGCGAAACAGGGUUGCCUCUCCACUGAAAGAGCUGCAGAAAUACUGGGGACGGCCUGGUAUCAUUAGUCUUGCUGGGGGAUUGCCUAGCCCAGAAUACUUUCCUUUCGACGCUGUCAAGGCAGAUGGUCUGGUUCCUAACGCUUUCCCGGCAACAACUCCCCCUCGGGUGAAGGGGACCUUUUCCUGGCUUUGGAGUAUCUUUUCUGCCUCCAAGGUCGCAACUACCCCGAUUGUCAUUCCUAAGUACCCUGAACACCCGAGCGACAUCAAUCUUGCAAUGUAUCUCCAGUACAGCACGGCUGAAGGGCAACCGCAUUUACUAAAGGUCGUCACUGAACUUACCACCAAAGUCUAUAAACCGGCGUAUGCCAACUUCAAGACGAUGCUUCAUGCUGGAAACACAGACGGUUGGCUCAAAGCGGUCAACACACUCUGUAACGAUGGGGAGGGGGUUUUAACUGACGAAUGGACGUACCCGUCAGCGAUUGCAAGCAUGAAGCCGUACGGGGUAAAUCCUGUCCCGGUGGCAAUGGAUGGUCAAGGUAUGAGCAGCAUCGCUCUUCGUGAGGUCCUCUCUUCGUGGGACGAGAAGGCUCGAGGAAUGCCCAGACCCCAUGUGAUGUAUAUUGUCCCAGUCGGACAGAAUCCAACAGGAGCGACCAUGCUAUCCGCCAGGAAGAGAGAAAUUUAUGACAUCUGCGUAGAGUAUGACAUCAUCAUCGUCGAAGAUGAUCCGUAUUACUUCCUGCAAGAAGGUCUCUAUGUGUCCCCUUCUCGUCGGACGUCAUACGGCACGGGUAAGGAACUUGGUGACGAAGAGUAUAUUAACAGCCUUGCCCCAAGCUUCUUGAGAUUCGAUCAUCAAGGGCGUGUAAUAAGGCUUGAUACCUUCUCAAAGACCAUCGCCCCUGGAUGCCGUUUGGGAUGGUAUACCUGCAAUCCACUCUUCGCUGAGAGAUUGUUGCGCCAAGCCGAGACCUCGACGCAGGCUCCCUGCGGAUUUGGACAAUCAAUUGUUGCAAGCCUGUUGAUCGAUUGGCAAUACAGCGGUUACUUGCGGUGGCUAAAGGGCUUGGGCUCACAGUACAAGCUGCGAAGGGACUUCUUCAUCGAUUGUCUCGCUAGCAAGUUCCAUUUGGAAUUUGAGUCUCCUGUCUGUAAUCAAUUUACUGGAAGCGAGACGUACGUCGCUUACUCGAAACUAUCCCAUCACGGAGAGAAAUUCGUGAAGAAGCCAUUGUUUUCCUUCAUGCCCCCUUCCUCCGGCAUGUUCGUCUGGUUGCAUUUUGAUUUCGAAGGAUAUCCCAAGGUAGAAGAGCUUGGCCUCGAGACACUCGAGAGGAAACUCUGGAUAGCGAUGGCAGAGGGUGGCCUCCUCAUUGGAGCAGGCAGCAUAUUUUCUGCCAACCCAUCAUACAAGGCUGAUGGCACCAUGGGGCAUUUCCGUAUCAGUUUCAGUAAUGCAGAGUUCGAUGCCUUGGAGAAGGCCGUCGACAUCAUGGCUCAGGUUCUGGAUAAAUUCUAUCAGGACCUAUGA